This is a messenger RNA of Brassica rapa (field mustard), 726 nucleotides long. Its product is annotated as splicing factor SF3a60 homolog. Gene Ontology annotation, molecular function: RNA binding. Gene Ontology annotation, biological process: mRNA splicing, via spliceosome. The record is from RefSeq and is a predicted model, not a curated record. Gene Ontology annotation, cellular component: spliceosomal complex. NCBI's taxonomy places the organism in Eukaryota, Viridiplantae, Streptophyta, Magnoliopsida, Brassicales, Brassicaceae.
AUGACGUCAUCGUCUCUCCUCGAGCAAACUCGCUCCAGACACGAGGAGAUUGAAAGAUUGGAGCGGUUGAUCGUGGAAGAGCUACGAAAGACGACAGAACCGGCGUCCGGUAUGGAGAGAUUGGUCAAGGGACAUCGUGUACGUAACAUGGUACAGUCUAUCAUGCUUAAAACUAAUAAACUUGUUGAAACGUAUGAAGAUAAAGAUAGGACGAUGGAAACUGAGAUAGCAAUGCUUGGUGAAACAUAUUUGUUUUACCAUCGUUUGGAGGAGAUGCGUGAGUGUCAUAGGAAGCUUCAUCUUUCUGGGCAUCUUGUUGAUGAUAAUGAUGCUAGUGAGGACUAUAUAGCACUUGUGACAAAGGAAGUACCAGUUAUUGCGUUUAGUGAAGAGGAAGGCUUGACGUAUAAAGAGAUGGAAAAAGAACGUGAGAGGGAUCAGGAAGCUUAUGCCAAAUCAAGAGUUUACCAUCCGCAUUGGCUCAAGAAUCUUCGUGAACUUCAGCAUGAGUUUAAAUGUGAGAUAUGUGGGAACCAGAGCUAUAAAGGAAGAAGAAGCUUCAAGAUGCAUUUUAAAGAAGCGCAACACCAACGGGGUAUGCGUCUCUUGGGAAUCCCAAGCACAAACAGUCUUAAAGAAGUCACUACGAUUGAUGAAGCAGAGGAAUUAUGGAGGAGGAUAAAGUGGCAAGGAAUGUGCAUAUGGAGGCCAGAACUUGAAGAAUAA